Oncorhynchus nerka (sockeye salmon) is the source of this 919-nucleotide messenger RNA. Its product is annotated as guanidinoacetate N-methyltransferase-like. Gene Ontology annotation, molecular function: guanidinoacetate N-methyltransferase activity. The record is from RefSeq and is a predicted model, not a curated record. Gene Ontology annotation, biological process: creatine biosynthetic process. NCBI's taxonomy places the organism in Eukaryota, Metazoa, Chordata, Actinopteri, Salmoniformes, Salmonidae. Gene Ontology annotation, cellular component: nucleus; cytoplasm. The transcript has 6 exons. The coding region runs from base 78 to 782 and encodes 234 amino acids.
AAUCUCACUUUCCUCUGGCACGACGUGGAAACAGCAACCGUCUAUUCCCCAGCGAUUAGAGAAAAACAAUCACCAAAAUGACCACGGCACAUGCCAUAUUUUCCAAGGGAGAAGACUGCAAAGCUGGUUGGCACGACGCUAGUGCUGGUUACAAUGAGACCGACACUCAUCUCGAGAUUUUGGGCAAGCCUGUGAUGGAACGUUGGGAAACUCCGUACAUGCACUCGCUGGCAACUGUAGCCUCCUCAAAAGGUGGACGGGUUCUGGAGAUUGGAUUUGGCAUGGCCAUCGCCGCAACUAAAGUCGAGUCCUUCCCCAUUGAGGAGCACUGGAUCAUUGAGUGCAAUGAUGGAGUGUUUGCGAGAUUGCAGGAGUGGGCCAAGGCUCAGCCACAUAGAAUUGUGCCCCUCAAAGGACUGUGGGAACAGGUAGUAGGCGGUCUGCCUGACAACCACUUUGAUGGCAUUCUGUACGACACAUACCCUCUGUCUGAAGACACAUGGCACACUCACCAGUUUGACUUCAUCAAGGGCCAUGCCCAUAGGCUGUUGAAGCCCCGUGGUGUCCUCACCUACUGCAACCUAACCUCUUGGGGUGAACUUCUCAAGUCCAAAUAUGACAACAUCGACAACAUGUUCCAGGAGACCCAGAUGCCUCACCUGCUCGAGGCUGGCUUCAAGAGGGAGAAGAUUAGCACCACAACCAUGGAUAUUGUUCCUCCAAGUGAAUGCAAAUACUAUGCUUUCCGCAAGAUGAUUACACCCACCAUUCUGAAAGAGUGAAGUGGUUUGAUGCCACCGUAAUGUCUUUAUUCCUUUAAUUCUCAAGUGCCUGCAUUUUAAAAGCCACAUUGGUUUACUGUCAAAAAUCCAUAAGCACUCAGCGAUGUCCAUCUUACAAUAAACCAAUUUAAAUAACA